GGCGGGCUGCCCUGGCAGGAUGGCGGAAUCUCUCUCCUUCCGAGAUUGAAACCGCUCAGGAUUUCCAUCUGUUUACAGGUCGUGGAAAAGGGCCCGCCGUCCACCCAUCGAUUGAUUGUCUGCUUUUCCCCCCCGGGACAGGCAGCCCCUCCCAUCCAUUCUUGGACUGGACCCCGCUUCGACGAAGUCGCCCUGCAGGAUGCCGGGCCAGGGUUGAGCUUCUCCCCGGAAUUUUGUGGUUGGCUGGGAUCGCUCGUGCGCAGCCGCGCCACCCUAUCCGGAGCUCCAGACAAGCUUCGCACUAAAAACACCUUCUCAAGGGAUUCAGCUCCGCACCCAGGCACUGUCUCGAGCAGUCGCGUGCUUGCAUCAUCGCCUUCACUCCGGUUGACGAUUGAUAACCCCACCCGCUUCGUACCCCCGGCCUCAUUCUUGGACACGCACAAUCAUGUCUGUGACGCUUCACACGACGGUUGGGGACCUGAAGAUCGAGGUGUUUUGCGAGAGCGUUCCCAAAACAGCAGAGAACUUCCUCGCUCUGUGUGCAUCCAAAUACUAUAACAACUCACCCUUCCACCGUCUGAUCCCCGGUUUUAUGGCCCAGGCCGGCCAGCCUGCGGAGCCGUCGCCUCCCGAGAACCCCAAAGGCGGUCGCUCUAUCUGGGGCGGCAUGUUCGAGGACGAGAUCCGACCGGCGCUGCGACAUAACGAGAGGGGUGUCGUAUCCAUGGCCAACAAGGGCCCUGGCACCAACGGCAGCCAGUUCUUCGUGCUCUUCGACAAGGCGCCCCAUCUCGACGGCCUCAACACCGUCUUCGGCAAGACUAUCGGCGACGACAGCCUGCGGACCCUGGCCAAGAUGGAGGCUAUUGAGGUUGACAAGAAGAACCGACCCAAAGAGAAGAUUGUAAUUGAGAGUGUUACUCUACAUGCAAACCCAUUGGCCGGCUGAAAGAGGAGGAAUAUACCACGAUGAAAUGGAUGAGCAAAGGCUAAGGUGUAGCCACCGAACGACCGCCUUGACGAAUCAGGAUGCAGAUGCUCCAACUGGUAACAGCUCCAAGGCUGCUGCUAUCGAGUGAUGUCAGCUACCGCCAAGACGAGGUGUUGCUGCCAUGCAAUGCUCCUCGAGCACUCUUCGAGGUGAAGACAUUGGGGAUCGUUCUCAAGGUCUGUGCCGGCUGAAGGGGCGGUCUGACCAGGACCCAAUAAGCGGGAAGGUUUCGAUGCUCCAUUUGCGCAUCGACCGUCCUGCAGGUAUACAGAUCGAGCAUGUCGACAAAACUGACGGGACCAGUCAUGUCGCUCGCAUCUUCCAGGCUGACGGGCAAUCUCGGGAACCCGUCUCAUUUCGAGGAUGUCAAGCUGGAGGUAGGAUCAAGACAAAUAAGUCAAGCCAUGGCGGCCAUCACAAGCUCUCCCGGGGAAAUGGCGGUCGAAAUGUUUCUAGGCAAUAACUUUGUGGCGUCCUGAAUGGAAUGCUAGCGCUGUUGUGUUGUGAUUUUGAUGGUCAAUGACGGCGCGAUACGAUCCUGUGCGGGUUAGGGUUAUUAUCUGUAUCGUGAGCUGAAUGGGAAUAUGUACGAUUAUUUGUAAACAUCUGACUAGUCGGACAGUAAAGGGGUUGUGAGUAGACUCGGAGGUCUC
Gaeumannomyces tritici R3-111a-1 is the source of this 1647-nucleotide messenger RNA. Its product is annotated as peptidyl-prolyl cis-trans isomerase-like 3 protein. Gene Ontology annotation, biological process: protein folding; protein peptidyl-prolyl isomerization. Gene Ontology annotation, cellular component: catalytic step 2 spliceosome. Gene Ontology annotation, molecular function: peptidyl-prolyl cis-trans isomerase activity. NCBI's taxonomy places the organism in Eukaryota, Fungi, Ascomycota, Sordariomycetes, Magnaporthales, Magnaporthaceae. The record is from RefSeq and is a predicted model, not a curated record. Bases 449 to 952 code for a protein of 167 amino acids. The transcript is spliced from 2 exons.